This is a messenger RNA of Tupaia belangeri chinensis (Chinese tree shrew), 1413 nucleotides long. RefSeq names its product keratin 26 (gene KRT26). The transcript is spliced from 8 exons. NCBI's taxonomy places the organism in Eukaryota, Metazoa, Chordata, Mammalia, Scandentia, Tupaiidae. The record is from RefSeq and is a predicted model, not a curated record. Gene Ontology annotation, cellular component: cytoskeleton. Gene Ontology annotation, biological process: intermediate filament organization; epithelial cell differentiation. The coding region runs from base 1 to 1413 and encodes 470 amino acids. Gene Ontology annotation, molecular function: structural molecule activity.
AUGUCUUUUCGGCUUUCUGGUGGAUCUCGGCAGAUCUGCUCACGCGCUGGGUCUGUUAGGCUCUCCAGUGCUGGUGGAGGAGUAGGCUUUGCCACUGGGAAUGUGUGUGUUGGGUCGGGAACAGGAAGCAGCUUUUCUUGUACUCUUGGGGGCAUUGCUUCUGCAGGAGGCUUGUGCAGUGGUGGUGGAGGGCUGGGAAGUGGCAUCUAUGCUGGCUUUCUUGGAAAAGAGAACAGCCUCCUCUCUGGGAAUGAGAAGGUGACCAUGCAGAACCUCAACAACCGCCUGGCCUCCUACUUGGACCAUGUGCGAGCUCUGGAGGAGGCAAAUGCAGACCUAGAGCAGAAGAUCAAGGGCUGGUAUGAGAAGUAUGGGCCUGGCUCUUGCAGGGGAUUUGAUCACAACUGUAAUAGAUAUUUCUCAGCCAUUGAAGAUCUUAAAAGGCAGAUCAUUUCUGUGACCACCUGUAAUGCCAGUGUCGUCCUGCAAAACGACAAUGCCAGGCUGACUGCUGAUGACUUCAAGCUGAAGUAUGAAAAUGAACUUGCUCUGCACCAGAGUGUUGAGGCAGACACCAAUGGUCUUCGCAGAGUGUUGGAUGAGCUGACUCUUUGUACAACCGAUCUGGAAAUACAGUGUGAGACGCUCAGUGAGGAACUGGCAUACCUUAAAAAAAAUCACAAGGAGGAAUUGGAAGUCCUGCAGUGUGUAGCAGGGGGGAAUGUGUGUGUGGAGAUGAACGCAGUCCCCGGAGUGGACCUGACUGUCCUGCUCAACAACAUGAGGGCCGAGUAUGAGGACUUGGCUGAGCAGAACCGCAAAGAUGCAGAGAACAGAUUUAAUGAGAAGAGUGCAUCACUACAGCAACAGAUCUCUGAUGAUGUGGGGUCAGCCACGGCCGCCAGAAAUGAGCUGACAGAACUGAAACGCAAUCUGCAAACUCUGGAAAUAGAACUUCAGUCCCUCCUGGCUGUGAAACAUUCCCAUGAAUGUUCUUUGGCUGAGACUGAAGGAAAUUACUGCAUUCAACUCCAGCAAAUCCAGGAUCAGAUUGGGGCCAUGGAAGAACAACUACAGCAGUUUCGAACAGAAACAGAAGGCCAGAAGUCAGAGUAUGAACAGCUGCUUGAUACCAAAAUACGUUUAGAGAAAGAAAUCGAAAUGUAUUGCAACUUACUAGAUGGAGAGGAAAGAAGCAGCAAAUCUACAUGUUACAAAUCAAAAGGAUGUAGGCCUAUAAAUUCUGGGAGUCAAGUCAAAGAUUCAACAGAAGAAACUAUUGUCAAAACAGUGGUUGAGGAAUUAGAUCAACUUGGUAAUGUCCUUUCACUAAGAGUCCACUCAGUUGAAGAGAAAUCCUCUAAAAUAAGCAAUAUUACAAUGGAGCAACGAAUACCUUCCAAAGCACCAUAA